AUGUCGCAAAGACUCCGCAUCACCUCGCUCGGCAGCUCCUUUGCCGCUGGACCAGGCAUUGGAUCCAUGGAGAACGAAGCCGCAGGCCGAUCGUCACAGAACUACGCCCAUCAGCUGGCGCGCGCACUCAACGCAGACUUGACCGAUCUCUCAGUCUCGGGCGCCACGCUUCUCAACGUGCUCAAGGAGGAGCAGUUCGCCGGUGGCUGCGUCUUUGAACCCCAGCUCCAUCAGAUUCCGCACGACACGAACAUCGUCACGCUCACAUGCGGAGGCAACGACAUCGACUAUAUCGGAAGCCUGAUAGACAAGCUCAUGCUCUCUCAACUCGGCCCACGACAUCAGCAGGUGCUCGCUUCGCCGAAGAAGUCUUUAACGUCAUGGCAGGCGCUCGCCGAACGUCUUGAGGCGGUUUUGGAUCAGAUUCACGCCGUUGCACCCAAAGCACGGAUAUACAUGGUCCAAUAUCCCGCCAUUAUCGGCAAUCAGACGCGGCCGCUCUACGACCUCGCCCUGGGACCGGAGAAUGUGGUCAAAUGGGACCUCAUGGCGCAGCGGCUCGCGCAUAGCUACGUGGAUGUCGAAAAAUCUCGCUCAGCGUGGGUGGAAGUGGUACCAGUCGCAGGAGUGAGCAGAGAGCAUGGGUUGGGGUCCGCUGAGCCUUGGGUACGAGGGUUCUCGGUGGAUAUGCUAGCACAUGGGCCGGCACCGCUGCAUCCGAACCUGGCGGGACACACGGCGGUGGCGGAUAUGCUGUAUAGGCAGAUCUCGACUGGAGCUGGCCUUUCCAAACUGUGA
Molecule: messenger RNA, 798 nt
Organism: Saxophila tyrrhenica
Lineage: Eukaryota; Fungi; Ascomycota; Dothideomycetes; Mycosphaerellales; Extremaceae
Exons: 1
Coding region: 1-798 (265 amino acids)
Biological process (GO): triglyceride catabolic process
Molecular function (GO): triacylglycerol lipase activity
Source: RefSeq, a predicted model, not a curated record